Molecule: messenger RNA, 2389 nt
Organism: Rubroshorea leprosula
Lineage: Eukaryota; Viridiplantae; Streptophyta; Magnoliopsida; Malvales; Dipterocarpaceae
Source: the annotation of a GenBank genome assembly
AUUCGCAUCGAUUCAAAAUCUUGCACAAUUCUGACUAUAAACCCUAAUUCUGCCCCCCCCCAAAUUGAUCCUCAGAAUCCCUUUUCUGAAUCUUUUAAUCACUAGAUUUGAACUCAGAAUUCGGCAAAAAAAAAAAAAAAAGGAAAGUCGGAAUCUUUUUUUUCUUCUGAGGAAAUUCGAUUCCCUUGGGUCAAUUUUUAACCUCAAAUUCACUUUUCUGGAACUUAUCUAUAGAUUAUUGCUUCUAUUUUGAGCAAUUUUUGCUCAAAGAACCGUCUUUUUUUAAUCUCUAAGGAGUUGGAAGUUUUUUUUUUUUUUGAAGAAACUGUUCUGAGUGUGGUCUUCUUUUGGCAAUUUGGAGUACUUCGGGGUUGCAAUUCGUAUGCUUAUGGUGGAAUAAUUAGCUAUUGAUUGUUAAUAUGUGCUUUUGUGGGAGCUCUGGGUGGAAAGUGCUUGAAUUUUUGCAGUAUUGAGUCAUUCAGAGCAAAAUUUUGGUUGGAAGAUUGUGUUGUUUAGGUUUGGUUCUUGAGUUCGGGCAAAGUCCUUUCAAUUCAUAGAGCUAAGCGAAGAUUUGAUUUGAAGGAACCGAUAUGGACUAUGCACUUUCUGAUAGCAGUGGAACAGAUGAUGACCUCCCUCCAUCACAUCAAAAUAGAUUUCAAAGAGGAGGUCGAGCCACAGGGAAUGGAAUAUCUGCAGUUGUAGGCCCUGCUCCAUUACCUAGAAUGCAAGGUGACAUGGAAACUCAAAUUCACCUCAUUGAGCAAGAAGCAUAUGUUUCAGUUUUGCGGGCCUUCAAAGCUCAAUCAGAUGCCAUCACAUGGGAGAAGGAAAGUUUAAUCACUGAACUUAGAAAGGAGUUGAGAGUAUCAGAUGAGGAACACAGGAAGCUUCUAUCGAGAGUUAAUGCCGAUGACAUCAUUCGAAGGAUAAGGGAAUGGAGAAAGGCAGGUGGCCACCAACCUGGAAUGCUCAGUACCACUCAGCCUGCUCAUGACCCUGUACCAAGUCCAACUGCUUCUGGAUCACGCAAGAAGCAAAAAACAUCACAGUCUGUAGCUUCAUUGUCUAUGGGUGCACCAUCUCCUGCAUUGCAUACAGCUUUGCAGCCAUCAUCAACAACCCUCAGACGAGGUCCCCCAGGGGCUAAGAGCAAGAAGACAAAAUCUCAACCUUCUAGAGCUCUUCCUGGAAGACCCCAGCCUGUUAAUCGUGGCUCCUCAGGGCCCUUUGUAACAAACGAACCUUCUGAGGCAGCAGCCUAUGAUCCAUUAAUUGGAAGGAAAGUUUGGACAAGGUGGCCUGAAGACAACCAUUUUUAUGAGGCUGUUAUAACUAAUUAUGACCCAGCUGAGGGGCGUCACGCCUUGGUUUAUGAUAUUAAUACAGCAGAUGAAACUUGGGAAUGGGUCAAUCUCAAAGAGAUUUCUCCCGAAGAUAUUAAAUGGGAAGGUGAUGAUCCUGGAAUUUCCCAUAAAGCUGGUCGCCCUGGACCAGGCCGUGGCAUUAAGAAGUCCAUGUCACGUGGUGGUGGUGUUGCUGCAGGAAGAGGGAGAGGGACCAUAAAGGGUCAGGCCAAGAAAGAUUUUCCAUUGUCACAAAAUGGUGUUGGUAGAAAGGCCUCAGGUCAUAUUGAGAUACUUCACACAGAUACCCUAAUAAAUGAGGUAGAAAAAGUUUUUGGUGCUAGCCAUCCUGAUCCAAUGGAGAUUGAGAAAGCGAAGCAAGUGUUGAAAGAGCAUGAACAAGCCCUGGUUGAUGCAAUUGCAAGGCUAGAAGAGGCUUCUGAUGGUGAAAGUGAUGGAGAACAGCCAUUCUCACAGUUGCAAUCACUGGACCAAGACCGACCAUGGAGAAAACGACAGUUUGAUGAGGUGAUUGAAAGAAGAACAACUCAAAAAACAGAUGAAAAUAAAAUGGUUAGGGAUGGUCACCAAGAUGAAGCUGAUGAUAUACAAUACGGAGAGCGGCCAUUCUCACAAGGGCAAUCACUGGAUAAAGACCGAGAAUGGAGAAAACGACAGUUUGAUGAGAUGUGUGAAAGAAGGACAAUACAAAGAUCAGAUGGAAAUAAAAUGGCUAGAGAUGGUCACCAAGAUGUGGCUGAUGAUAUUCGAUUUUAAUGUAGGUUGUACUAAUAGGUGUUGCCUUGUCAUCUUCAUUAGUGGGUUGAUUAGUUUUAGCCUUAAUGUAAGUCUUAACUUGAAUCGAGGAGAAUGCUUGUAUAUAUUUUUCUUAACGAUGGAUAAACCUUACAAUGUUUUCCCUUUCAUAAUAUUUGCAUCCUUUCUUUCUCUGUUGCAUUAGCAUGUCUUGUUCCAACAAUAACACAAUUGUGUUGCUAUUGGAUCAACACAAGUAGAAACCUGUUUUUAGUUAAUGUGAAGUU